Brassica oleracea var. oleracea is the source of this 719-nucleotide messenger RNA. RefSeq names its product cytochrome b5 isoform B-like. Gene Ontology annotation, molecular function: heme binding. The record is from RefSeq and is a predicted model, not a curated record. Lineage: Eukaryota; Viridiplantae; Streptophyta; Magnoliopsida; Brassicales; Brassicaceae. Gene Ontology annotation, cellular component: intracellular membrane-bounded organelle; membrane. Bases 66 to 470 code for a protein of 134 amino acids. The transcript has 3 exons.
AGCUUUAAAAUCCCCGAGUGUCAGGUUUUGGUGGGGAUUAUUAAUUCUGGUAAAGAAGCAAAACAAUGAGGGAGGAAGCAAAGAUCUUCACACUUUCAGAAGUUUCAGAACACAACCACGCUCAUGACUGUUGGAUUGUCAUCAAUGGAAAGGUGUAUAAUGUGACCAAGUUCCUUGAAGACCAUCCUGGUGGGGAUGAAGUACUCUUGUCUUCAACAGGUAAGGAUGCAACGGAUGAUUUUGAGGAUGUGGGCCACAGCGAGAGCGCCAGAGAGAUGAUGGAACAGUACUACGUUGGAGAGAUUGAUCCAACGACUAUCCCAAAGAAAACUAAAUACACACCUCCAAAACAGCCUCACUACAAUCAAGACAAGACCUCUGAGUUCAUUAUCAAGAUCCUUCAGUUUCUUGUACCCCUUGCCAUUCUCGGUUUAGCAGUUGGGAUUCGUAUUUACACAAAAGCAGCGUAGUCUUCUUCAUUUUUUUUUAGCAUUACACCUACAUAUCUUACAAAUAUAUAGAGAGAGAACAAGAUUUAAGUCUUCUGAGAAGACAAAUCUUGAAGUCUCUAGUGUUGUUUGAAUGUUGUUCUGCACUGUUCUCAAGUGUUAUGAUGGAAAUUGCGUAUGAACAGCAGUCUUGCAGUAAUGCAACUGAUGUUGAUGUAUAAUUCAUAUUCUGAAACAGAGUUAUGACUUUGAGUGAUAUGUUUAAAGAUC